AUGGCCUUGUCCCAAUCCGCCAUCAUUGCACCGGUCUAUGGGCAGCGGGCUCUUCACCCACAAGAAAAGCACCACCUUUCUCGGUCUUCAACCACUCUUCAAUCACCAGCCAUGUCUUCUCAGGAUACCCGCUCCAUGAGCCAGCGUCUUCGCCCUCGUCGUCCCUCGACCUUCCUCACCUUGGCUCCCAUCAUCUCCGGUGCCGAGCAAAAGCCCAAGGACGCUUCUGCCGAUGAGGUUGCUCUCGAGUCUCCCACUGAGAGCGUCAAGCAAGUAGAGGCCGACUCCGCCGAGGCCCUCAAGCGCCGCACCUCCAGCGUCAGCAGCGCCGGCGGAUUCCGCUUCCUCAGGAACCACUAA
Messenger RNA from Neurospora tetraspora, 360 nucleotides. RefSeq lists its product as uncharacterized. Lineage: Eukaryota; Fungi; Ascomycota; Sordariomycetes; Sordariales; Sordariaceae. The record is from RefSeq and is a predicted model, not a curated record. The transcript is spliced from 2 exons. Bases 1 to 360 code for a protein of 119 amino acids.